CGGCCCGGCCGCGCUCGGCGCCGCGGGCGGCUCGGGUUGUCACGGCGACGGCGACUCGCGGCCAUGUCGGAGCUGGGCUCCGAGGAGCAGGACGAGGCCGAGGAGGGCGAGGCCGGCGUGGGGGAAUACGACGGCGAUCGCAAUGCCGAAGGGGAGCGGCACGGCUAUGGAAAAGCUCGGCUGCCCAACGGGGACACGUACGACGGGGAAUACGAGCGUGGUUUGAGGAGCGGGCGAGGGACCUACAGGUUUAAGAGCGGUGCUCUCUACACUGGAAACUACCUUCAAAACAAAAAGCAUGGCAAGGGUAUCUUUUUUUAUCCAGAUGGAUCAAAAUAUUCAGGAGACUGGGUGGAUGACCAGAGACAGGGCCACGGAGAAUACGUGUAUGCAAAUGGAGACACCUACACUGGAGAGUGGUUUAACCACAAGAGGCAUGGACAAGGUAUAUAUGUCUAUAAAGACUCAGGAUCUAAGUAUGUUGGUCGUUGGGCAAACGGAGUCCAGGAAGGACCAGGUGAAAUUAUCCACCUAAACCAUAGAUUUUUGGGCAGGUUUUUCAAUGGAAGGCCUUUAGGUCGUGGCAAAUAUGUCUUUGAUUUUGGAUGUGAGCAGCAUGGUGAAUACAUAAAAUUGGAGCAGGAAAAAGGGGAAGAAGAAGAGGAGGAAGUCCCAUUACCUGUUGAACCUGUUGAACCAGCAUGGAAAGCAAUAGAAAUUACCAAAUUAACACCCUGGACCCCCCAGGAUGAAAAGCCCCCGACUCCCACAGCAACCCCCCUGGAGGCAGCAGCAGCAACUGGAGAGGAGGAAAUGCCGCCAGCUGAAGUCACUGGAGAGUCUGCUGAGGGCAGGGAUGUUGAGCCCUCUGCUCAUGAACCUGGUGGAGAUUUGAGCCCAGCAAGGGAUGCAGGAGAGGAAGGCGAGGGAAGACAAGAGGAGGAAGCAAACGAAGUUCGGGAGGAUCAAGGAACUACUGAUUUAGGAGGUUGAAUGAGAAGAAACAGAGUAACUGGAUACCAUUGAAGGCAAAGAUCCAGAAAAAAGGAUAUUUUAAGGUAGAUAAUUUAGUGUGGUAAACUUGCAAUAUUGUUAUUUGUAAGAGAGUGAGUUGUGUUGAAUAAACAUUUCUUUCAUGGUUC
Molecule: messenger RNA, 1142 nt
Organism: Myiozetetes cayanensis
Lineage: Eukaryota; Metazoa; Chordata; Aves; Passeriformes; Tyrannidae
Gene: RSPH1
Product: radial spoke head component 1
Exons: 9
Coding region: 64-993 (309 amino acids)
Biological process (GO): axoneme assembly; spermatid development
Cellular component (GO): nucleus; motile cilium
Source: RefSeq, a predicted model, not a curated record